CGGUCGGAAAGAAAGUGCAUCACGUCGAGGUUCUGUUUGCUCCAUUUAAGCCAACCACGUACAAGAGAAAAGUAUAAAAGCAGUUUCACGCAAGCUGCCGUUGAAUUCACUGUACAUAUCGUACGAGAUACCUACAAGAUCAAGAUGUCUCGACUUCUUCUCCUUUCGUUCGCUCUCGUUGCCACAUUAUUUAUAAGUACAGAUGCCGAAUGCCCAGAAAAUGAGGUUUGGAAUGAAUGUGGAUCUGCCUGUCCAUUAACCUGCGACGAUUUGUGGAAUCCUGAACCGAGAAUGUGCAUAGCGCUUUGCAUUCCUCGGUGUGUGUGUGUAGACGAUUUUGUCAGAAACGACAAUGGAAACUGCAUUCCCAAGAACAAAUGUCGUAAAUCGUGUCGACCAAAACCUAUCACUCUUUUCUCUAAAUCCUGUAGUAGCGACUUUAGUCGCUGUAGCGUAAGUUUGCUCGAUGGAAUGCUAGAAAUUUUCCGCAAGCUGCCGUUGCAUUCACUGGAAGUACCGUGCAACAAACCUGCAGAAUCAAGAUGUCAGGCCUUUACUGAAGGUGCGUAUGCCGGCUGCCCAAAGAAUGAGGUCUGGAAUCAGUGCGGGACUGCCUGUCCAUUAACCUGCGAGGAUGUGAGAAAUCCUAAACCGAAACCGUGCACAAAGCAAUGCGUUCCCGGAUGUUAUUGCAUAGAUGAUCUUGUGAGAAGCGACCAAUGGAAAUGCAUUCCCAGAGACAAAUGUCGUAAACCGUGCAAACCAAAGGCGUAA
Molecule: messenger RNA, 774 nt
Organism: Dufourea novaeangliae
Lineage: Eukaryota; Metazoa; Arthropoda; Insecta; Hymenoptera; Halictidae
Product: von Willebrand factor-like
Exons: 8
Coding region: 145-774 (209 amino acids)
Source: RefSeq, a predicted model, not a curated record